This is a messenger RNA of Populus trichocarpa (black cottonwood), 1983 nucleotides long. RefSeq lists its product as uncharacterized. NCBI's taxonomy places the organism in Eukaryota, Viridiplantae, Streptophyta, Magnoliopsida, Malpighiales, Salicaceae. The coding region runs from base 1 to 1983 and encodes 660 amino acids. The record is from RefSeq and is a predicted model, not a curated record. The transcript has 3 exons.
AUGUGUAAUGGUGAGUUUUAUGAUAAAGAACCAAGUGAAGCCUUUGAUUUCUUUGAUCAAUUGGCUGAAAACACAAAGCAAUGGGAGACUUCUCUCCCACUUCAUGUUGAGUCUAGAAACACCAUUUCUCAUUCAAGUGGGAAGUUCCAAUUGAAAGAGACUGAUGACCUCAAUGCUAGAUUAGCCUCAUUGGCUAGGAAAGUAGAGUCUCUUGAGAUUAAAAAAGUGCAUGUCAUGAGUGAACAACAAGAGGAAAGUUGUGUUGUUUGUGAGAGUAAAGGGCAUAGGACAAUUGAGUGUCCUACCAUUCCAGCUUUCAAGGAAGUCCUAUAUGGCCAAACUUCUGAUUCAAGUAAUGUUAGAAAGCCAUUUUCAAACCAAGUAGGCAAUCCCUACUCUGAGACCUAUAAUCCUGGAUGGAGGAACCACCUAAAUUUUGGAUGGAGAAAUGAGGGCUCUUCAGUACCUCAAACAUUUCAACCUCCACCCCAACCAUUUCAUGCUCCCACACAUAACACAUACCAACCACCUCAUAAGAGAUCCCUAGAGGAUACUCUUCAACAAUUCAUGCAAACACAAGGAGGAAUCAACAACCAAGCUUACAAAUUUCAAGACCAGACCAAUAGGACCUUAGAUGACAUUCGAAGUCAACUAACCAAGUUGACUCAAUCACUAAGCAUUCAAGAGAAGGGAAAGAUUCCAGCGCAACCAAUGCCAAAUCCUAGAGGUCAGGUACACAUGAGUGAAUCCUCAUCUAGUGAACCUUCAAACCAUGAACAAGUCCAAGCCAUCACUACCCUUAGAAGUGGAAAGAUUGUUGACAAAGCUAUAGGUUUUGAGAUUCCUAGAGGUAUUGUGGAGGAGAAAUCUAAGGAAAGUGAAGAGGAAAUCAAAACACAAGUGACAAAUGAGAGCUUGAGUGACAAAGAAGGGAAACCUAAACAUGAUCUUAUGAACUCGGAAAUCUAUGAAUUGUUCAAACAAGUGAAAGUCAACAUUCCACUCCUUGAUGCAAUUAAACAAGUCCCAUCUUAUGCAAAGUUCCUCAAGGACUUAUGCACAGUUAAAAGGAGAUUGAAUGUGAAAGAAAGAGCCUUUCUAACUGAACAUGCUAGUGCCAUCAUCCAGUUUAAGACCCCUCCCAAAUACAAAGAUCCUGGUUGUCCUACUGUUUCAUGCAUUAUUGGAAGUCAUAAGAUAGACCAAGCUUUGUUGGAUUUAGGAGCAAGUGUGAAUUUGAUACCCUACACUGUUUACGAACAGUUAGGUUUAGGAGAAAUCAAGCCUACUCGAAUCACCCUUCAAUUAGCUGACAGGUCAAUCAAGAUUCCCAGGGGUAUUGUUGAGGAUGUGUUGGUCCAAGUAGAUAAAUUCUACUUUCCUGUUGAUUUUGUAGUGUUGGACACCGCACCUAUUCAAGGUUCUAAUGCUCCCAUCCCAGUCAUCUUAGGUAGACCUUUCCUAGCUACAUCCAAUGCUUUAAUCAACUAUAGGAAUGGGGUGAUGAAAUUGUCUUUUGGGAAUAUGACUGUGGAGAUGAACAUAUUUAAUGUCUCCAAACAAAUUGGUGAACAUGAGGACAUUAGAGAGGUGGAUUUGAUCCAAACAGUUUGUCAAGAACACUUUGAGAGAGAGUGGAUCAAGGAUCCAUUGGAGAGAACUUUAAUUCAUGAUGAAAGAUUUUGUUCUUUGGAAUGUGUUGAUGAGGAAGUAAGAGAACUCGAGACUUAUCUAGAUCCAAUGCCUAUUAUGUCAAUAGGUCAAUGGACCCCAUCGUUUGAGCCUUUGAUUUCACCCCAAGUGAAAGCUGAGGCAUCUCUUGUCCAACCUUAUAAACCAGAAAGGAAGCCUUUACCAAGUGAUCUUAAGUAUGCUUUUCUAGGGGAAGAUGAAUCAUAUCCUAUUGUAUCAUUUACCCCAUUGCAAACUCAAAAUGGGUUAGUCCAACCCAAGUUGUCCCUAAGAAAUCUGGAGUCACGGUAG